This is a messenger RNA of Eleginops maclovinus (Patagonian blennie), 1721 nucleotides long. RefSeq lists its product as uncharacterized. Bases 368 to 1576 code for a protein of 402 amino acids. The transcript is spliced from 7 exons. The record is from RefSeq and is a predicted model, not a curated record. NCBI's taxonomy places the organism in Eukaryota, Metazoa, Chordata, Actinopteri, Perciformes, Eleginopidae. Gene Ontology annotation, molecular function: ubiquitin-protein transferase activity.
UGUUAUAUCUAAAUCUAAAUGUUAUAUCUAAAUCUAAAUGUUAAAUCUAAAUAUAAAUGUUAAAUUUAUAUCUAAAUGUUAAAUGUAUAUCUAAAUGUUGAAUUUAUAUCUAAAUGUUAUAUCUAAAUCUAAAUGUUAUAUCUAAAUCUAAAUGUUAAAUUUAUAUCUAAAUGUUAUAUCUAAAUGUGUCGCCAAGUGUAAAACUAAAUAUUUAGAAAAUAUUCAAAUUCCAAAGGAAACCACGCCCACUGCAGCGGCACAGAUCGCACGGCACCGCCCCCACCCAACACGAAGAUGCUGAGAAAGGUCAAGGAGAAGCCAACUGCCAAAAAAAAUCGAAAAAAGAAGAGGACUUUGAAAGGCAGGCAUGGCAGGCAUGGCAGGCAUGGCCUUAGGAGACAUUGAACGGGCGGUUACUGCGGGUGUGCUGGCUGCACUCAAUGGUGUUGCUCCCCCGGUCCAGACCACAACAUCAACGGUUUCAACACCAGCGGUGCCCAGUGCCACACGCACUUCAAACUUUGCCUCCACCUUCUCAUCACGGAGAUCAGCUCCUCUUCCAUCAUUCCCUCGACGUAAUGGGGCUCAAUCGGGAUACUUGAGACGAAGGCAUGUCAAAACAUACACAAAGGAUGUUGUAUGUUUACCUUUUUCACCAGGGUUAUCGGUCUUCGUUAUACCCAGAGGAGAAACUCGGACCAGGUUAGCUACGGCUGGCCUUGUUGGAAAAAUUUCAUUUUCCACAGAAUGGUCUGAAGACCAAGUGAGAGCUGAAAUAACAGCCAUCUUCAGUGGAGCAUUUGGGUUAUCAGAGCACCAGUCACUUCCAUUUCAGUUUUUGAGCACCAUCAAGGGGUGUAAAAAACUGAUGAAACCAAAGGUCACCUCCAAUUUCCCCUGGGGUGGUAAAGAAGUUGCCUCCGUGUGUUCCGGCACUUGUCUGUAUAUCAUGCCAGAAAUGGAAGUUCCUGCGCAGAGCUGGUGUGUGGCAAUGGAUGAUGACAGUGACUUUGAAAUCCCGGUUGUACAACGGAGAGUGAGUCAGAGAGAUGCACCGUCCAGAGCCCAGAGGGAACACUGUGAGAGGCAAGAGAGGGUGGAAGCCAGUGCUCCAUCCGAUGAUGGGAUGGAACUACAGGGACAGCGAGGGCCAAAUGAAGCUAUGAAUCACUUUGCAGAUUUCAUUCCUAUUGAUAUUGAGGAAGAUGAAGCCUUUGAGGAGGCAAUCAGAUGCAGUCUUUUAGAAGAGUCUGUGCAGUCCUUACAGGAUUCAAGGUUUGCAGAAAUUUUGAGCAAAGAAGAAGUUAUAGGAAUUGUGAAAGCUCACAGUGAGAGGGUUGUCACAGAAGCAUACAGACCGAUCUACAUCAGCAGAGGGAACGUGUGGACAACUGCUCUCCGACAGUUUAGAAGACGGAAAUUCACGGAGAGCACCGAUCUGCUGUAUGUCACCUUUGCCAGUGACGAAGGCACCAACGAAGAUGGAGAAGACCUCGGAGGGCCAAGGCGAGAAUUCUUCCGUCUGCUUGUGAAAGCCAUCUUCAAAGAGAGUGGAGCAUUUGAAGGUAAUCUUUGAUAUGAACUUCAUAUCAAAUGGAUUUCUGUGCUGUGGGGUUAAAAUUAUUUUCUUAAAUACUGGGUAAACUGCCCUCUAAAAGUUUGGGUAACAUACAUACAUAAUUAAGUAAUUUAUUAGCCGAUUAAACUCCACAAGGAUACAG